This is a messenger RNA of Aphidius gifuensis, 6609 nucleotides long. RefSeq lists its product as uncharacterized. Bases 732 to 6443 code for a protein of 1903 amino acids. Gene Ontology annotation, cellular component: dendrite; postsynaptic density; cytoplasm. Gene Ontology annotation, molecular function: actin filament binding. The transcript has 8 exons. Lineage: Eukaryota; Metazoa; Arthropoda; Insecta; Hymenoptera; Braconidae. Gene Ontology annotation, biological process: actin filament organization; calcium-mediated signaling; neuron projection development. The record is from RefSeq and is a predicted model, not a curated record.
GGGGUUGUUGACAUGGGCAGAAACAGUGAGAAACAAGCAGAAACAGCCAGGCUUAGGAGCAGCUUUUCCCAGGCCGGUUUCUCUGUGUGCUGAUUUUCUUUCUCUCUUUUUUCUUGCGAUAAUAAUAUCAAAAUAAUAUAAAUUGUGUUAAUAUUAUUGUUAUAUUUAUUUACUAUUGUUUAAAUAAUAAUUAGAAUAAUCUCUCCCACUUAAUUUGUGUAUAAUUAAUUAUUGAAAGUAAUUGUUGCCGGUUAAUUAUUAUGCUGGAGCGUCGUGUCAGAACUGGAAAUAUACACCCAACGUGAAUCAGACGCCACUCAAGAUUUUUUUUUGUUUUUUAAUUUAUUACCUUUACGAUUUGUUUUUGUGUUUUUUUUUUUAUUAUGUGACUUGAGAGUGAUUUUAUGAUUUAAAGUGAUUCGUUGACAUUUAUUUGUCAUCAAAAGAAAAAAAAAAUAUAUAGGUAUACCUACCUAUAUUAAAUAAUUUUGGAGUAAUUUAAUUUUUGUUUAUUUAACAAUAAUAGAAAUAAAAAAUUAUUAAUUAUUUAUACGUUGAUUAGUGUUUUAAUUAAAUGAUAUUGUUGAGAAAAAUUAUUGUCAAUAAUUUUCAUUGUUUCGGACAACAACGAAAAAAUUUAAUCUUAACAAAUUUAUGCCGGGAGGAAUAAUGAUUGUUUGCAGAUGGUGUUGACAUUACUACAAAAAAGAAACGGAUAAAUAAUUGAAAGGAUGUCGUCAAUGGAAGAUAAAAAACGUGUAGCUGGUUCAAAGGUAUCAGCAAUUGCAAAUAUAUUUCAAUCAAAACCACCUCAUGAUGGUAUACAUCAUCAUCGACCAACGACUAUUCAUCCAGAUGGUUUUAAAGAACCAACAGCACCGUUAAAAGAUUCACCAACACAAGUAACUGUUGUUAGAACAGAGAGUCAUGUUGCAAGAUUUAAUAAUGCAAGAGCGUUAUUUGAGAAGUUGGGAGAAGAAAAUAAAUCAACUAGACCGUCAUCAAAACCACAAAGCUUCUUUGGUUUACGUUCACGUUCAAGUUCAGCAAAUUCUGGAUCUGGUUGUACAUCACCAGAUCGUUCACCACGUCCACGUUCACCAUCACCGCCAGGUAGUUGUAGAGAUCAUUUAAGUAAUUGGAGUGCAAGUGUACCAACAUUAAAUGCUGAACGUCAUUUUGAAAAUGGACAUAAUAUUAAUGAAUAUAAGGAUAAUGAACGUCAAAAAAUACGUAAUUCAAUAACAACAACAACAGUAACAACAACAGCAAUAACAACAAAAUUUGAUAAAAAUUAUGGUAAAGAAAAUCGUCGUGAUGAUAAAAUUGAAAAACCAGAAAGACGAUUAAAUUCAAAAGAGCUAAUUGAAAAACAAAAAAAUUGGACGAGUCAUUUUUCAAAAACACGUCCAAGUCGUUAUAAUUCAGAUCCAAAUAAAUCAAUUGUACAAACAUCAUUACAAAAUCAAAAUUCACAAAGACAUAUAAAUGAUAUUGAUACAUCAAUUGAUUCGGAUUAUCAAGAAAUUGAUUUUAUUAAAAUAAAUGAUACAUGUCAAGCAACAAGAUCAGCAUCAUUUUGUACAUCAAGAUCAUCAGCAUCAAUAUCACCACCACCACCAUUACCACCAACAAGAAAUUCAUCAUUUAUUAAAAAAGAUAAUCCAGCUAGUCCAGAAUAUGCAACAGUUAAUAAAUCAUUUGAUACAUCACCAACAGUACCAGAAUAUGCUGUUGUACAAAAACCUAAAAUUAAAACUGACAGCACAAUGCCAGAAUAUGCAACUGUACAAAAACCAUUAGGAUCAAAAAAAAAUUUAGAUAAUUCUAAAAUAAUACAAAAUAACGAUAUUAAUGAUUCUUGUAAAAAUAAAAAUUCUAGUCCAAAUCAACAAUUAUUAACAACACAAGAAAAAUUAAAAGACACUCAUUCAAUAAUACAAGAAAUUAUAAAAUCUAAUAAUGAUGAUAAUAAUGAUGAUGAAGAAGAUGAUGAUUAUGCAUAUCCAGCUAGUCCAAUUAAAGGGCCACCAAAAACAUCAGAAUGGAAAAAUGUAUGGCUUGCAACAAAUGAAGAAAUAUUGAAAAAUGUUAAUGAAUUAAAAAGUGGUGAUGCUGAGAGACCAAGUUCAAGACCCGAUUGGGCAAAACCAAAAAUUGAAGAUACAACGACAACAACAACAACAACAAAAACAACAACAACAACAACAACAACAACAUAUGAAAAAAUUAAAAUUGAAUCUGAUAAUGAACUUAGACCACCAUCAGUUGGUACUGAUAGUGCUUCAUCAAGUAUGAGUUCACCUAGUUCACCAUCAAAAGAUUCAAAAGAAGAAAAAGCUGAGAAAGAAUUACCAGAAAAAUUACAAGGACGAAAUAGCUAUGAUUUGGAACAAGAGUUAACAAGUAAAUCAAACAUUCCACCUCCAGCGUCUUUUAUUGAAAAAAAAUAUAAAGAAGAAGAAGAAGAAAAAGAGAGACCUAAACAAAUAGAAAUCGAUGAUAAUGAUGAUGAAGAAGAAGAAGUAUGUGGUGGUAUUGCUGAAAAAUUUGUUGAAACUGAUGCAGCAACUGUUGUUCGUCGUUCACACGUUCGAAUGGAUAUAACAUCAGUUGGUAUUGGCAAUCGUCCACCAUCAGUUAUAAGUACAGAUCAAGAAUUUCUUCCUCUUGAACAUAAAGAUAUACCAAUACCAUCACCAUAUGCAAAACGUUAUCAAGAAAAUAAAAAUGAUGAAUCUAAAAAAAAUUCACGCGUUGCUGCUGUUAAAAAUGCUCUUGAAAAAGAUAAUAAUAAUAUUAUAAUAAAUGAAAUAAAGUGCCAAAAAAAAGUAUCAAAUGCUAAAAAUGAUCAAAUUAAAACAUCAAUAUGUAAAAAAUUAGCUAAAAAUAAAGGUGAAGUUUGUGAUAAACGUAAUAGUUUUACUGAAAUUGAAAAAACAACACCACCACCAAUUGAAUUUGCAAAUGAAACAAUUGAUUUACAAGAUAAAUUAAAAAAUACAAUAAUUAAAACAAAUUUAGAUGAAAAAAUAACAAUUGAUAAUGAUAAAGAUGAUAAAGAUGACAAGGAUAAUGAUGAUGAUAAAGAACAAAAAAAAACAACUUGGGAAUUAGAAAAACAAAAAAUUGAUCAAUUAGUUGCAAUAAGAACAUCAGAAAAUUUAAAUGAUACAACAAAUAAAAUUGAUAUAACAAUAUCAAAAAUAACAAUUUCACAUGUUGAUAAUGAUGAAACUGAAAAUAGUUUAAUUGAAGAUACUGAUUCAUCUGAAUCAAAAACAAUAACAAAUAUUGAUAUAUCAAAAAAUAAAAUUGAUAAUAAUACAACAAAUAAAAAAUUAAUAAAAACAUCACCAAAGAAUAAUACAAUAAUACCUUGUGUAACGACACCAGAUACAAUGACUGCUGAUGAAGCUGAAAAUUUACUGAGUUCAAAAAUAUUAGAAAAAAAAAUACGUCAAGGUUCAGCAUUAUUAUCAGAUGAGGAGGCUCAAGAAAUAUCCCGUCUUUUAUCACCAAAUACUGAGGAUAAAGUUGAAAAAGAAAAAGAAAAAAAUGAGAAAGAAGACUUAGACAAUACACCUGAUUGGUUAUCUGAUGUUUUAUCUGUUCAAGAUUCAAGUAUAAUAGCUAGUACUCAAGAUUGUAGUUUAUCACAAAGAUCAAGAAGUGAUUUAACAAUUGAUUCAUUGACUGAAAGUCAAAUUGGUUCAGUAACUGGUAGUGAAAGUGGUUUAUUAGGUUCAGUUAGUAGUUUAAAUGAUACACAUGGAACAAAUGAUGAUACUGAAACAGAAGGACGUGAUGAUUUUACACCUGUACCAGGUAAAAUAAUACUAAUUGAAAAUGGAAGACAUUUUUUUGAAGAUGGACAUUUUUGGAUGGAAGUUGAGGGUCUGCCAGAAUCAGAUGACGAUGAUGAUAAUACUACACAAAAUAUUAUCAUUAAAAAAAGUGGUAAAGUAUCAUUUGAUUGUGGUCCAAUGAGAGUUUAUUCAACACAUUCAGUAUCUGAUUAUGAUAGAAGAAAUGAAGAAGUUGAUCCAGUUGCAGCGAGUGCUGAAUAUGAAUUAGAAAAAAGAGUUGAAAAAAUGGAAGUAUUUCCAGUUGAAUUAAUGAAAGGACCAGAGGGCCUUGGUUUAAGUAUUAUUGGUAUGGGUGUUGGUGCUGAUGCUGGAUUAGAAAAACUUGGUAUAUUUGUUAAAACAAUAACAGAAAAAGGUGCAGCAUCAAGAGAAGGAAGAAUUCAAGUUAAUGAUCAAAUUGUUGAAGUUGAUGGUAAAUCAUUAGUUGGUGUUACACAAGCAUAUGCUGCACAAGUACUAAGAAAUACAUCGGGUUUAGUAAGAUUUGUCAUUGGGCGUGAAAGAGAUCCAAAAAAUUCGGAAGUUGCUAUGUUGAUAAGACAAAGUUUACAAGCAGAUAUGGAACGAGAACAAGCUACAACUAAUAAUAAUACAAAUAGACGAUUAAAUUUUUCUGAUACAUCAUUGGAAGAUCAACAACGUGAAAAUUAUCCAAUUGGUGCUCUUGAAGGAAUGGGUGGUAUACCUGGAUCACCAGCAAUGUCAUCAUGCUCAGAAGGUGAACCACCUCAAAGUCCAAUUGAUAAUUAUAUGACACCAAGUCGUAGUAGAUCACCAAUAAUUAGCUCAUCUGGAGGACAUCCACCAGCAACCCAAAGUGAUGUUGAUAAUCUUCGUGCACUUUUACAAGAGAAACAAUAUGCGCUGACGCUUGCUGAUGCUGAAGCAGAAAAAUUAAAAGCAAAGCUCGUUGAAUUGGAAAAUAGUGGAGCUGGAAGUGAAGAAUAUGCAGCAAAAUUACGUGAAACAAGACUGAGACUUCAUGAAUCUGAACGUGCACUGGGUGCGUCACGUCUUGAAUUAUCAACAACAAAAGAAAUGCUGUCACAGGCAACAGCACAAAAUUCAUCAAUGCAACAAAAAUAUGCACGUGCUAGACGAGCUGCUCGUGAACUUAGAACGGAUAUUGUUGCUAGAGAUGAAUUUUAUCAACAAUUGUUACAAGAAAAAGAUACCGAGUAUAAUGCACUUGUUAAAACAUUAAAAGAUCGGGUUAUUAAAUUGGAGCUGGAACUUACUGAAACUCACACAAGAUUUGGUCUACCAGUGAGAUUACCCUAUGACGGUUCAACAAAAAAUAUUGUAACACCACAAUUGUCACGUCGUCAAUUACCACCACCACCAUCAUCAGCUAGCUGUCAAUUAUCUGACACAGAGACAUCAGAUUUGAGUAGUCCAGAUGACGGUGAUAAAACAGCAACAGUUGAACGUAAAUUACCUCUACCAGUACCAAUUAAAGAGGAACUUGAUCGUGCUGUACCAGCACAUCGUCUUUUAAAUAAUGCUGCUGGUAAAAGUAAAGCUGAAUUGGCAAGUCGUGGUGGUCUUGCUAAUCGUCAAUUACCAAAAAGAUCUGGUGGUUUAAGUAAUAGUAGUUCUGAUUAUGGUCUAGAUGAAUCUGGUGAUAAUACAGAUACAGAAGAUUCAUCGAAAAUAAGUGCAUCACAUGAUAUUAGUAUACGUUCAGCAAGUGAAUCAAUAAAACAUUCAAAUUUAAGUUCAUACUCAAGUAGUUCAUCAAUAAGUUCACAGAAAAGUAAACAAUUAUUUGAAACAACAACAAUACGUCAACAUUCAACAAUAAGUUCACAAGUACGUGCAAUGACUGAACAAAAUUGGUUACCAAAUCAAAAAAGUUUAACUGGGCCACCAGCAACACUUGCUGAACAACUUAAACAAGUAUUAGCUGAACGUGAAAGACGUCUUGGUGGAAAUGAUAAUAUAUCAUCAUCACGUGAAAGUUCGGGUGAUUUUACUGAAUUUAAUAAUCAACAUACAAAUAAUCCAACAAUGGUUACACAAAAUCUUGUUGAAGAAAUACGUCAAGCUGUUAAUGAAGCAAGUCAACGAGUUAAAAAAGUAUCAGUACCAAUGUUAACUGGUACUAGUGGUAAUACACCAUGGCAUCAUCAAGCUGGUUCACCAUCAAGUCUAUCAUCUGGUGGUUCAAUAAGUCCAACAGCUGUUGAUCCUAGUCCAAGUAAAAUUGGUAGUGUUGAUUCUGGUGAAGUAUGGAUGCCACCAAAUACUGGUGAAUUUGGAUUAGAUAUGAAAUCAUUAUUUUGGCAAACAUCAUGCACAUCUGAUUGGUCUAAAGAACAAGUUUCAAAAUGGUUAACUGGUAUUGGAUUAGAAUGUUAUUCAACACGUUUUAUUGAAAAUAAUAUAAAUGGCAGUAAUUUAUUACGUCUUGAAUCAAGAGAUUUAAAAACACUUAAUAUCACUGGUGAUGAUAAAGUACAUUUUAAACGUAAAUUAAAAGAGCUUAGAGCACAAGCUGAACGUGAACGUAAAGAACGUAAAGAAAUUGAAAGAAUGAGAAGAAAAGCUGAAAAAGCUGCUAAAAAAAAAUAAAGCUAAACAAUAUAACAUAAAAAUACAAAAUUAAAACAUUGAUUAUUUGUUUUUUUUUGUUUUUUAAAUUAUAUUGCGUGUUUUAAAAAAUAUAACAUUUGUAAAACUUAUUAAUGCAAAUUUUAGUGCUACUCAUAGUGGUACCUUCACGCGAGUGUCCCGGGUG